Molecule: messenger RNA, 3447 nt
Organism: Beauveria bassiana ARSEF 2860
Lineage: Eukaryota; Fungi; Ascomycota; Sordariomycetes; Hypocreales; Cordycipitaceae
Product: HET-s/LopB domain-containing protein
Exons: 1
Coding region: 1-3447 (1148 amino acids)
Source: RefSeq, a predicted model, not a curated record
AUGGAGACGCUACUCCCCGCGGGCGGCUUUCAGCUGCCCUUUCAGCGGCGCCUCUCGCGUCUCUACAACGACACCAAAAAGUCGAGCGAUUUCGUGCAGGCCCCCGUACCCCGAGAGAAGCAGCAGGACCCCGACGUCGCCGGGCUGCACCGCAAGCUGCGCAUCCAAAAGGACCGCCUCGUCAGCUGGGGCCUCGAGUGGUCCGACCCCGCCCACCAGGCCGCCGAGAUUGACGAGUCGCUGUCGCGCGCGGGCCUCAGUGAAGUCGUCGGCAGCAUCAUGUCGACUAUCAAGGACAUUCUCGCCGAGGCUGAGCAGCUCUGGCUGAGUGGUGCCGGCGGAAACAGUGCCGGCGGUACGGGAAGUGCAGCGAAAGACAAGGAAAAGCUGGCGCAGUGGGAUCGCGCGCGCUUCGAGGGCCUGGUCAGCGACUUUGCGGCAUCAGUCGACACGCUGUACGACUUGUCGCGGACGCGCGGCGCGGCCAUGAGGAGGGUCUCGAAAGGUGGUGGCCUGUAUAAAGGAGCGGGUAUCGAGGCGUCUCGCGCGUUUGAGCCGACGCGUAUGCAGACGCCGCAGGUCAUUGACCCCGCGCAGCUGACCGAGAUCCUACCCGCCACGGACCUUGCCCCCAGCGUCGCCUCGCAGCGCGCCGUCGUGCUCAUGAGCAAGACGGCGUACUCGGACAUGGCGCAGGGCCGCACCCGCGCACCCUGGGGUCCGCUGCUCCUCGAGUACGCCGCGUUUGACCCAAUUUACUCCACCACUGGCAUUAUGCCGCCGAUGGCGCGCUUCGAGAGGCUGUCUGCGGGCCUGCAGCAGGACUCGCAGCGCGCGCCGGGCGCGUGGUCCGGCCUACCGUGGCUGCUGGGCUACUUUGAGGAUAUGGAAAACUCGCGCUUCGGGAUGGUGUACCGUUUCCCGCCGCCCUUUGACACAGCCAUUCUCGACAGCUACAAGAAGAGCGCGGCGCACAAUGUGGUGACGCUGUGCACGCUGCUGGCGGAUCCCGCAAUGGAGCCGUCGCUCGAGGCCAAGUUUCGGCUCGCGUACAAUCUUGCCAAUACCGUCUUUGACAUGCAUGCGCGGGGCGUGACGCAUGGGAGACUCACAGGAGAUAACAUUUCGUUUUGCAACGAGGGCAAGAUGGAUGGUCUGCCGCCGAAUGCGGUGGUGGACGUACGACGGCCGCUCAUCUCGUCGUUUGACAUAUUCUCGGAAGAAAAGACUGACGAUACGCUGCAUCACCCUCUAGACCCUCGCUAUUCUUCUGCGUCUCCUCUUGACAAGAAUACUGACGAGCGCGUGCUCGAGCUGUAUGCGCUAUCCUUGAUGCUCUUGUCGAUUGGUCUGUGGACCAGCAUCGAGACGCUCCCGUUGGAUGCCAGCGAAGCCCCAUUUGCGGCUGCCAUGGAGCGACUCAAGGUCAAGUGCGGCGGCCUGUACACCAAAGCGGUGCAUGCGUGCUGGGAGGCUGUCGACCUGGAGAUUGCGGGCGAGACCACGGGCGAAACGCUGCUGUCGCAGGUGCAGAUGCGCGUGAGCCGGUUCCUCGAGACGUGCUGCAUUCUGGAUGGCGUCAGUGGCUUGGAGCAGAGGCUCAACACGGAGAUUGAACAAGAGACACACGAGGCGCUGCGCUGGGACGAGUCGAGUGACUUCAAGACCAAGUCUCUGCAGUCGCCGUCACAAGCGCAAACGACUGUUGGCUCCUCUGAAGGCAUGAUGGGAUAUGACAGUGGCCAAAACAGGCCACAAACGCAGUCUACAACCCCCCCGAAGCCUGUAAGCAAGGAGCCCAAGCUCAAGCUGUACACACAAGUGCCACUACCCGCCGAAGCGGUUGACAAGUGGAACACGAUUCUCAUGCCGCAAAUCAACCAGGCUCUUCGCCAUUUCUACCGCAAGCAUCCCGAAUCAGUCGAGAUAUCCCUCGAGUCCAUCGGCCUGAGCCCGCAGCAGACGGAGCCUACCGUGCUGGUCGUCUGCUCGUCCGUCGGCAAGGUGCGCGCCAUCCUCAAGAAGCGCGUCGGCGACCUCUUUGACGGAUCUACUGGAUUCGCCCUCAAAGUGUGCCGCGGCCACGUUCUCCGGUCCCGCCGCGUAUCCGACUCGGUCCAUCGUUCCACAGCCACCGACGACGACGAGUUUGAGGCGGUCAACUCAAAGUACCAGGAACGUCCGUGCAGCGGUGCCAGCAUUGGCGCUUGGAUUGGCGACCGACACCUGCCGCCGGUCAGCUUUGGCGGGCUGGUGGUGGUGGAUGGCAAAACGUACGGCAUGACGGUGCACCACAUGCUCGAUGACCCGGACCGCGAUUUCGGCGGCCCAGAGACGCACCGCAGCGCGGCCAUCCCUUCAGGCUACAGCAUUCCUCAAUUCGACAGCACAGACGAGUAUGAAGAUGAUGAUGAUGAUGAUGACGGUUACGAGCUAUCGGACACGGAAUCGGAACCUUUCUCGGAAACGGACAUUACUAGCGAGUACGGCGACGAGAGCGAUGAAGAAGAAGACGAAGAGGAGCCCGGCGACAUUCCCGGCAUUGAGCCCGGCUGCGGCGACGGCUACGUGGUGACGCAGCCGGCGCUGGACGACGUCGAGGAUGGCUUUUACCCGUGCGCCGAGACGGAAGAUGAGGAUCACCUCGAUUCGUUCAGCCUCGGCCCUGUCUACGCAUCGAGCGGCAUCCGACGGCGCCGCGAAAAUGGCCUCGUGCAUGAAGUCGACUGGGCGCUAUUUGAAUUCGACGACGCCCGCCUCCCCGCCUCCAACGCCAUACUCGACGACAACCGCGAGAGCGACGCUCGGCUGCCCCAGCCGACCAUGCUCGCGCCGUCGACCUUGCUCCCCGGGAAGCGGGUGCGAUGCGUGGCGCGGACGAGCGGCCUCCAGCAUGGACAGAUUCUGCCAGCGCUGUGCAGUGUCAAGAUUUACGGACGCGUUUCCCCGAGCCACACGUACCAGGUGGCGAACCCGGACGCGGGGCCGCGCGCCGCCGCCGCCGCCGCAAUGGGCAUCCCGGGGGACAGCGGCGCGUGGAUCGUCGCGACGGGGGAUGGGGCGCUGUGCGGACACGUGCUGGCGUGGAGCGCGAGGAAGCGCGUCGCGUACAUGUGUCCGAUGGACGUGCUGCUGCUGGAUGUAGCGCAGACGCUGAAUGCGUGCGAGGUGAGGCUGCCGGGCGGGAAGCCGGUGGUGAUGUUGGAGGGACAGGGGGAGGCAAAUGUAGAGAAGGCGGCAAAGGAGGAGGAGGAGGAGGAGGAGGAGGAGGAGGAGAAGGAGGAGGAGGAGGAGGAGGAAGAAACAAAUGAGGAAGAAGAGGUAUCGGCGGCCAAGUUGAUGGUGACGACGCCGCCGCCGCCAACGGGCAUGACGAGGCUGACGAGGGGUUUGGCGGAGCUAAAUAUGGGUGUGAAUGUGAAGCAGGGCAUUGAUGUGAGUAGUUGA